ACACAUUUCCACUCUCCUUUCUGAAUCCUGGUUUCUACCUCUGUCCCUGACUCUUCCAUGUAGAAGUGCUCUCCGUGGAGCAGGUCAAUGAGACUGCAGUGAGAGAGUUCGUAUUCCUUGGCUUCUCAUCCCUGGCCAGGCUGCUGCAGCUGCUCUUUGUUAUCUUCCUGCUCCUCUACCUGUUCACUCUGGGCACCAAUGCAAUCUCCACUUCCACCGUUGUGCUGGACAGAGCCCUUCAUACUCCCAUGUACUCCUUCCUUGCCAUCCUCUCUUGCUCUGAGAGUUGCUACACCUUUGUCAUUGUACCCAAGAUGCUGGUUGACCUGUUGGCCCAGAAGAAGACCAUUUCUUUCCUUGGCUGUGCCAUCGAAAUGUUUUCCUUCCUCUUCCUUGGCUGCUCUCACUCCUUCCUGCUGGCAGCCAUGGGCUAUGAUCGCUACAUGGCCAUCUGUAACCCACUGCGCUACUCAGUGCUCGUGGGACAUGGGAUGUGUAUGGGACUAGUGGCCACUGCCUGUGCCUGUGGCUUCACUGUGUCCCUGGUCACCACCUUCCUAGUAUUUCAUCUGCCCUUCCACUCCUCCAACCAGCUCCAUCACUUCUUCUGUGACAUCUCCCCUGUCCUUAAACUGGAAUCUCAGCACUCCGGCCUCAGUCAGCUGGUCAUAUUCAUGCUUGGUGUAUUUGCCUUGGUCAUUCCUCUGCUACUUAUCCUAGUCUCCUACAUCUGCAUCAUCUCUGCCAUUCUAAAAAUCCCUUCCUCCAUUGGAAGAUACAAGACCUUCUCUACCUGUGCCUCCCAUCUCAUUGUGGUAACUGUUCACUAUGGUUAUGCUUCUUUCAUAUACUUAAGGCCCAAAACCAAUUACUCUUCAAGGGAAGACACCCUAAUAUCUGUGUCAUAUACCAUCCUUACCCCAUUGUUCAAUCCAAUGAUGUAUAGUCUGAGAAAUAAGGAAUCCAAAUCAGCCCUACGAAGAACAAUCAGCCAAACUUUAUAUCCUCUUAAUUAAAGAGCCAUUUUUUAAACUGCUAAUGCUUAGUACAUGCCAGGCAAA
Molecule: messenger RNA, 1061 nt
Organism: Rhinopithecus roxellana (golden snub-nosed monkey)
Lineage: Eukaryota; Metazoa; Chordata; Mammalia; Primates; Cercopithecidae
Product: olfactory receptor 10K1
Exons: 1
Coding region: 249-1016 (255 amino acids)
Biological process (GO): G protein-coupled receptor signaling pathway
Cellular component (GO): membrane
Molecular function (GO): olfactory receptor activity; G protein-coupled receptor activity
Source: RefSeq, a predicted model, not a curated record